Messenger RNA from Prorocentrum cordatum, 2095 nucleotides. The record is from the annotation of a GenBank genome assembly. Lineage: Eukaryota; Dinophyceae; Prorocentrales; Prorocentraceae.
GCGCUGGAGGAGGCGGCGGCAGUCCUGGCGGAUUCGUCGGCGCGCUCGAUCCGCGCGGCGUUGCGGGACGUCGUGCGCGAAGCCUUCAAGCUCAACGCGGCGGCAGCACUGGGGGCGCGGCAUGGCCCGGCCGCGCUGGCAGCCUUCGUGAGGGUGUUCACGCGCGGCCGACUUGCUGCAGCAGACGCCGCGCUUUGGGGCGCCGCCGUGCUCGCGCCCGACAAUCAGGGCAAACGGCGGCCUGACAGGUCGUGGAAGUUCCGACCUGUGGGCUUGAUGGAGGCGCCAGUCAAGUUUGCCGAAGGCAUCGCUGUCGGCAAGUACCCCGCAGCGGUCCGGCGGCGGAUCAAUCCCUCGGCACUUGGACUCGCGCCGGAAAGGGCCCCCAUGCACAUCAAGACGUUGCGCGGGUGGGCUGCUGCCAUGGCCGCGCCUGCCGCGCGCGCAGAGCCGGAGGCCCCCGGCGAUCCGCUCGUCGCAGCUCUUGUCGACAAUGCGGCUCUCACGAAGAUCGAUCUAGAGAACGCUUGCGGACGACUGCAGCGGGCAGGCGCACCCCGCCGCGUUCGCGAGGUAGCUGCGCCGCCGGCGAAGCUGCUGGCCCUGCAAUGGAAGGCGGGCUCGACCCGGAUAUGGAUCCGCGUCGGCGACGCUUGGCGCUGCCUUGAGGUCUGGACGGGGGGCGUCCAGGGCUCGUUCCUCAUUAAGCUCGCGUUCGACAUCGUGAUUCACGCGUUCCUCACAGGUGACGUCAUUGCCGAGCAGCGCCGCGCACCUGCAGGCCUGCCGGUGACGAUCGGCGUUGCGGACGAUUGGGCGUCCGCCACGCUGCGGAUUGUUGUCGACUGGCAGCCUGCCCUGGCUGCCGAGAACCAGCGCCUAGUUCCCGGGCGGUGCGCUGCUUUCCUGCCAGCGGUCGACAGUGGGCUGGAGCCGCUGAGCCAGCGCGGCGCGGAGCUCUGCCAGCUCGCGUCGAGGUCCUUCGGUGGCUUGAAGGCGGCAUUCUGGGCACGCCGCGCCUCCGUCGAGGCGGACGUCCUGACCGUCUCGGCAGGCUUGGGGCGCCCUCUCGCCACCCACCCGGAUGCGCCGGCAGCGGGCCGCGCGCGGGGCGAGCUCGAGUCCGCCGGUAUCUGCGUGCGCUUGGGCCGCAUCGCCUUCACGGAUAAAGCGCGGCUCGAAUAUGAGGCGGGCCCGUGGGCCGCCCAUUCUCCAACCGAAGCUGUCUUCGACUUCUGCGCGGAGGCGGGCGACAUCCCUGGUUCUUUUGUGUCGCUGCUUGCCGCCAGCCAGGACCCAGAGGCCGAGGGGCGCGCCCGCGGCGGCCGGCGGUGGCUGGCUGCGCGGGCGCACCGGGAUCCGGCUGCCCUCGCGGCGACGUGGCCUUGGCGUCGCUCAUCCGCGCCGCGGCGGGCGCACAUGCCUGCAGGUGGCGGGCUGGGCGCGGGCGCCUUCUCGAACGGCUUCACGCGGGAGGGCGAGGCGGUGCUGAGCGAUGCUGCGUUCGUCGUCGUGUUCCGACGCCGUCUGCUGCUCGAUUUGCCAGGCGCCCCAACAACGCGCGCCUUCGAGUACUCCCGGCACGCGGCCUCUGGCGAGGAGGGCCAGCAAGGCGCGUGCGGGCGCCCCCUGGACGUCGCUGGCUACCGCGCUUUGCGUUGCCCAGUCGGGCCGCAUCGCAGCUGGCAUCACAGCGAGGUCGCGCGGGCCCUCGCCGAGUGGAUAUCCUCCCACGGCGGGCACGUCGACAUCGCGCGCUGCGUGCCCGAGUUGCACCGCAGGCGCGACGGCGGUGUCAUAGAGGAGCGGCUGGACCUGGAGUGGUUGGUCGGCCACGCAGCGGCGGACGCGGAGCGCCGGAAACGCGACCGCCACGGCGCCGCGGCCUGGCCUUUCGCCGCGGAGGCCGAGGGGCGCUUGGGCGCGGCGGCGCAGCAGUUCAUCGCGGCGUCCGCGGCUGCGGCCCGCCACGUGGCCACGCUGCCCGGCGAGCCGGGUGGGCAGCAGGGUGCCGACUAUGCACGGCAGCUCGCCUCGCGGGUGUCAGGCGCGCUCGUGGCGCGCCUCGCCGACCUGCUCCUGGCGGCGAUGCCAG